Messenger RNA from Peromyscus maniculatus bairdii (prairie deer mouse), 4617 nucleotides. RefSeq names its product laeverin (gene Lvrn). The record is from RefSeq and is a predicted model, not a curated record. Lineage: Eukaryota; Metazoa; Chordata; Mammalia; Rodentia; Cricetidae. Gene Ontology annotation, biological process: proteolysis; peptide catabolic process. Gene Ontology annotation, cellular component: membrane; cytoplasm. Gene Ontology annotation, molecular function: zinc ion binding; peptide binding; metalloaminopeptidase activity.
AUGAGCUCCUCUUCCAGCUCCGGCAUCUAUGUGAGCCGCGGGGUGGCCCUCCUGCUGGCAGGGCUGACGGCCGCGCUCUUGAUGGUGCUGGUGGCUCUGGCUGCCCUGUAUGGCAAAUGCGCACGCGUCCAGCCUUCAGAGCAGCAUAGCCCUGGGGUGAAAGGCACCGCAUUAUCCCUUCCCGGCGGACAGGAGCAGGGGCCACCAACCCGGACACCAGAGACUGCACCUGAGCCAGCGUUGGCCACCACCUCACAAGACUGGCGACCUCCGUCGGGGCCCUGGGACCAUCUGCGCCUGCCUCCCUGGCUUGUCCCGCUUCACUAUGAUCUGGAGCUGUGGCCCCGGCUACGGCCGGAUGACCUGUCCACGCCGAGUUUGACCUUCACGGGUCGCGUGAACAUCACUGUCCGCUGCACAGUGGCCACCUCGAGAUUACUGCUGCACAGCUUCGUUCUGAAUUACAAGCAAGUGGAAGUGUGGGGUCCCCUCGCCCCGGAUACUAGGGACGCCACUGUAGGCCGUGUGCCAGUGGAUAAUGUGUGGUUCGCGCUGGACAUGCACUACAUGGUGCUGGAUCUGGGCCAGGCCUUGCAUCCAGGUAGCAGAUAUGAGCUGAACCUCGGCUUCUCUGGCCAAGUGCUUCAGGACACCUCAGAGGGGCUCUUCCUGAACUUCUACACCGACCAGGGUGAGCACAGAGCCCUGAUUGCAUCCCAAAUGGAACCAACAUAUGCCAGGAAUGUUUUCCCCUGUUUUGAUGAGCCAGCUCUGAAGGCAACUUUUAACAUUACAAUUAUUCACCAUCCUGGGUAUGUGGCUCUUUCCAAUAUGCCACAGCUAGAUCAGUCUGAAAGAAUCGAUGUGAAUGGAAGUAGAUGGACGGUCACCACCUUCCAUACCACACCCCGCAUGCCAACGUACCUGGUUGCACUUGCUAUAUGUGAUUUCGGCCAUGUCAGCAGAACUGAGAGAGGCAAGGAGAUACGUGUCUGGGCCCGGAAAGAUGACAUUGCAGAUGGAAAUGUAGACUUUGCUGUGAACAUCACAGGUCCCAUCUUUUCGUUUCUGGAGGAUUUGUUUAAUAUCAGUUAUCCACUUCCAAAAACAGAUAUAAUUGCCUUGCCUAAUUUUGACAAUCGUGCAAUGGAAAAUUGGGGACUGUUGAUAUUUGACGAAGUAUCCUUGUUGCUGGAAGCAGAUGAUAAACUGACCGAGAAAAGGGCUAUGAUCUUGGCCGUCAUCUCCCAUGAGGUUGGGCACCAGUGGUUCGGGAACCUGGUGACCAUGAGUUGGUGGAGCAAUAUUUGGCUCAACGAGGGCUUUGCAUCUUAUUUCGAACUUGGAAUAAUUAGCUACUUCUAUCCUAAGCUUCCGAGGAAUGAGAUCUUUUUUUUUAACGUUUUACAUGGUGUUCUCAGAGAAGAUCAUGCCCUGGAGUCUAGAGCUGUGUCCACUGAGGUGGAAAAUUUCACAGAAACAAGUGAAAUAAAUGAACUCUUCGACAUAUAUACUUACAACAAGGGAGCAUGUAUGGCCCGGAUGCUUGAUGGUUUCCUGAACCAGCACGUGUUUAUCAACGCACUUAAGUCAUAUUUGGAGACAUUUUCUUACUCAAAUGCUGAGCAAGACGAUCUGUGGAGACAUUUUCAAAUGGCCAUAGAUGAGCAGAAUAUAACCCAUUUGCCAACAACAGUGAAAAGCAUAAUGGACAGCUGGACAUACCAGGGUGGUUUUCCAGUCGUCACGUUAAACGUGUCUACGGGUGUCAUGAAACAAGAGCCAUUUUAUCUCGAAAAGGCUGAAAAUCGAACUCUUGCAAACCACAAUAACACAUGGAUUGUCCCUAUUUUUUGGAUGAAAAAUGGAACCACACAACCUUUAGUCUGGCUAGACAAGAGCAGCAUGGUAUUCCCUGAGAUGCAACUUUCAGAUUCUGACAGUGACUGGGUGAUUUUAAACUUCAACGUGACUGGAUAUUACAGAGUUAAUUAUGAUGAGUUAGGUUGGAAGAAAUUAAACCAACAGCUUGAGAAGGAUCCUAAGGCCAUUCCUGUCAUUCACAGGCUGCAGCUGGUGAGCGAUGCCUUUGCCUUGUCUAAAAACAAUUAUAUUGAAAUUGAGACAGCACUUGAGUUAACCAAGUACCUUGCUGAAGAAGAUGAAAUCCUAGUGUGGUUUGAAGUCUUGGUAAACUUGAUAAACAGGAGUGUUAUUUCUGAUGUGAACAACUAUGCUAUAUACCCAUUAUUGAAGAAGUAUUUACUAAAGAGACUGAACUCAAUAUGGAAUACUUAUUCAGCUAUAAUUCGAGAAAAUGUUGCCGCAUUACAAGACAAUUAUUUAGCUCUGCUGUCACUGGAAAAAUUUGUUGAAACUGCUUGUUGGUUGGGUCUUGAAGACUGUCUCCAGCUGUCCAAAGAGCUCUUCAGAAAAUGGAUGGCCGAUCCAGAGACUGCAAUACCCUAUCCGAUUCAAAGAGUGGUUUUAUGCAAUGGCAUUGCUUUGGGAAGUGAUAAGGAGUGGGACUUUCUGUUAAGUUUCUACAUCAAUACAACUGAGGAAGAGGAAGGGACCCAUCUACUUCAGGCAUUGAGCUGCAGUAAAGAACCGUGGAUUCUCAACAGAUUUAUGGAGUAUGCCAUCACCGUGUCUCCGUCCCCUUUUAAUGACACAAAUAUAAUAGAAGUUGUGGCGGCAUCUGAAGUUGGCCGGUACGUGGCAAAGGACUUUCUAAUCAACAAUUGGCUGGCUGUGAGUCAGAGGUAUGGACCACAGUCACUAGAUGGUUUAGUGUGGGUCCUAGGGAGGACUGUAAGCACAGAUCUCCAGGUUAUGGAGUUGCAGUGGUUCCUGGGAAAUGUGUUGGAUGAACACCAGAGGAUUGCGGCUCAUGCCAAAUUACAGGCAAUGAAGACAGAGAAUCUGAAAAACAAGAAGAGGAUUGCCAGGAUGGCUGAGUGGCUUUGGAAAAACAUAUAAGUUGUGGCCACUUGUGGCAUGCUUUCUGCGUUUUAUAAUCGUGUUUGCUCACAGUUUUGUCUUCCAUAUUUAGUGACUCUGGAAAGCUGCAUGGCUUCUUUUAUUUUGGUUAUGUUUUUUUCUACUUAGUCAUGGCCUUCCUGUUUUCACACCUUUCCCCAUGGAUCAGUGAUUGCUGAGGAUUUUGUCAACACUGCCAUGUAUCUGGGCAAACCUUCACUUCCCAUUGAACAAUAAAGUCACCAAAUUUAAGUGCCUUGCAAAAACAAAAAACAAAACAAAACAAAACAAAAAAACCAAACCAAAACAAACAAAACAAAAACAAAAAACAAAAAAACAAAAACCAGAUUGACCUUAAAAUAUCUCACUUAUUUUGAUGUGAAGGCUAGUGUAGCAUUAAAUCUGUGGCAUUGACGUAGUGCAGAUUCUAUUCAGAUGGAAAUCCAGACUUGGAAUAACUCUAUGCUUUAUUUAGUUUAAAAAUGAAGGAAUGAUGGGAACACAACAUUGCAGUGUAAAGAAAGAGAAGCCAGAAAUAAAUGAGAUCACUAGGAGAUAGCACAACCAAAGGAAGCAGUCUAGUCAAGACUGAAAAGGAGGCAUGGACAAUUUCAGAAGUCAUAUCAAAUGCUUCAAAAGCAAAGAAAAAAAAAGAAAGAAAGAAAGAAAGAAAGAAAGAAAGAAAGAAAGAAAGAAAGAAAGAAAGAAAGAAAAGAAAAAAGAAAAGUCUUCUCCCCAAAGUCAAGCCAGAGCACAGUGAUCGCCAUUUCGUACUCCGGAGAACAAAUUCAGUUGGCCAAGUUGAACCUACUUGGAAUGUGGAGCAAUAGACUUUCAAGAGUUGCUGACUAAUACAUGGAAAGAGCUUAGUUUUGAUAUACACAGGAUAAAAACAGGACAGUGAAGCACACCGCUCCUGCUUCAGAUGCUGGGUAUCUCAUUCAGUCCUUUUUCCUUUACACUUUGUUGUUUUUUAGAAUGAGAGUCAAAAUCGCUUAUCUCCUAUCUACCUCACAGUAGUAUUAUAAAGAUUAAUGAAUAUGCUAUCAAUGAAAAGAUUUAGAACUUCCAGACAAGACUAGAAGCUUAGAAGAUUGUUUCAUGUGACUUUAUUAAUGAGGAGUCACGGGAAAGACUAUAUAUUCUAGGGACAGAAAGAAAGGAGAGCAUCAAGAAUCAUGAAGACAGAAGGACUGGAAACCAGCACAGAAACAGACCAAGAAGGGAAAGAAGAACUAGGCGAUGGUGUUCCACUCCAUCCAUGGUCUGUCACCGAGCACACACAUAUUCAAAAUUAACACUAUGUAAAUAGAAACGUAAGUCAUUAUACAUUCAAAUGUUUAUUUGAAAUUUGUAGCAUCUCACAUUACUAAAAUUUAAAAUAUCUCUACGUUUUCUAGAGAAGGCUUUGCAUCUAUAUACAUGGUGAAUGGAACAUAAAGUCACCAUGCUCAUGUCCCAACUUCCUCUACUCCAUAGUAAUGCUCAAGUAGCAUGCUGCUAAUUCAUACAACCAAUGAGGAACAGUCAUAAACUCAGAAUAUUAAAUUAUACCGCACCUUGCAUAUGGCUGUGCGUUUGUGUGACUAAUGAGACUUAAUGGAUGCAAAUAAAAACUUCUGUGUUGGAUAUCCA